AAAAAAAUUGACUGCACUUGAAAAAAAAUUCAUUAAAGCUUUUAUUUUUUUUGGGCCCUCCCACCCCCGCCCUUCCCUCUCUUUUUCCUAAUAAAAAAAACCCCCCCACUCCUAAUAAUUAAAAAAGUCAUGUUGCGCGUCAUUAACAAGACCAGCGUAGCAGCAGCACGUAGAACUCAACAAGCCAUUCUUCAAACUGGAGCUCGUGCAUUCACCGCAUCCACCAAUGUCAAGGAAGAAGUCGAAGUUUUUAUUGACGGUAAAUCUGUCUUUGUCGAACAAGGUUCUGCCUUGAUUCAAGCCUGUGAAAAGGCUGGUGCUGAUAUUCCCCGUUUCUGUUAUCAUGAGCGUCUUGCCGUUGCUGGUAACUGUCGUAUGUGUCUUGUUGAAGUUGAACGUGCACCCAAGCCUGUUGCAUCUUGUGCAUAUCCCGUCAUGCCCGGUAUGAAGGUCAAGACCAACAGUCCUUUAGUACAUAAGGCACGUGAAGGAGUGAUGGAAUUUUUGCUUUACAACCAUCCUUUAGAUUGUCCUAUUUGUGACCAAGGUGGUGAAUGUGAUUUACAAGAUCAAAGUAUGCGUUACGGUUCUGACCGUGGUAGAUUUUCCGAGCCCAUGGGUAAACGUGCUGUUGAAGAAAAGAACUUUGGUCCUCUUAUCAAUACCGAAAUGACUCGUUGUAUUCAAUGUACUCGUUGUGUACGUUUUGCUAACGAAAUCGCUGGUGCUACCGAAUUAGGUACCAGUGGUCGUGGUAAUGACAUGCAAAUCUCGACUUAUAUUGAAAAGACCAUCGAUUCCGAAAUGUCAGGUAACGUCAUUGACUUGUGUCCUGUGGGUGCUCUCACCUCCAAGCCUUACAAUAUGAAGUCAAGACCUUGGGAAUUGAAAAAGUUUGAAACUGUCGAUGUGUCUGAUGCCAUUGGCUCCAAUAUUCGUUUGGAUACCCGUGGUGUUGAAGUCAUGCGUAUCUUGCCCCGUUUAAACGAAGAAAUCAAUGAAGAAUGGAUCUCAGAUAAGACUCGUUUCUUUUAUGAUGGUCUCAAGGUCCAACGUUUAACCACUCCUCUUAUCCGUGAUGGUGAUCGUUUCGUUCCUUCCUCUUGGGAAGAUGCUCUUAAGCGUGUCGGUCAAGAAAUGGCCAAUACCUCUGGUAAUGCUGCCAAGGCUGUUGCUGGUCAUCUUGCUGAUGCUGAAUCCAUGGUUGCCUUGAAGGAUUUGAUGAACCGUAUGGGUUCCGAUAAUUUGGCUUUGGAUGCUCCUAACGGUUCCAAGCCUCUUGCCAUUAAUGCUGAUUUCCGUGCCAACUAUAGUUUGAACUCUACUAUUGCCGGUGCUGAGGAAGCUGAUGUUGUCUUGAUUGUGGGUUCCAACCCUCGUCAUGAAGCUCCCAUCUUGAACACACGUCUUCGUAAGGCUUGGAUUCAUAACGGUCAAGACCUUGGUUUGAUUGGUCAACCCGAUGAUUUGAACUACGAGUAUGCUCAUAUUGGUGAACAAUCCAAUGAUAUCGAAAAGAUCUUGGAUGGAUCUCAUCCUUUUGCUAAACGUCUUGCCGAAGCCAAGAAGCCCAUGAUCAUUGUGGGAUCUAGUGUGAUUGAGAAUGCCAAGGAUAGUGAAUACUUGAUGGCCAAGGUCGCCGAAUUAUCUCAAAAGUUCAACAAGACCUUGUUCCAAGAAGGAUGGAAUGGUGUUAAUGUGUUGCAACGUGCCGCUGGUCGUACUGCUGCCUAUGAGGUUGGUUUUGUCCCUACCAGUCAAGCUGCAUCUGAUGCCGAUGUCAAGUUCCUCUAUCUUUUGAAUGCUGAUGAAGUGACUGCUCAAGAUAUUCCCAAGGAUGCCUUUGUUGUCUAUCAAGGACAUCAUGGUGAUGUGGGAGCACAAUAUGCCGAUGUUAUUUUACCCGGUAGUGCAUUUACUGAAAAGAAUGCUACAUUUGUGAAUACAGAAGGUCGUACUCAAAUUACACGUGCUGGUGUCAACCCUCCUGCUGCUGCUCGUGAGGAUUGGAAGAUCAUUCGUGCUUUAUCUGAAGUGGCUGGUCAUACCCUUCCUUAUGAUGAUCUCUCUUCUGUUCGUAGUCGUCUUUCGGAUAUCAGUCCUGCCUUGACACGUUAUGAUGUGAUUGAACAACCUUCUAUUCACCAAUUGGGUCUUCGUGCUCAACCUACACUUGCUGGUCAUACCGAAGAGGUUUUGACUUCCGUCAUCAAGAACUUUUACCGCACAGAUCCUAUCUCACGUGCUUCCAGUACCAUGGCCAAGUGUACCAAGGCUUGGGUUGCUGGUAAAGAUGUCGAGACAGAGUUAAAGAGUGUUUCCGCUUAGAUUUAAUUUUUUUUUUUUUUUUAAACGUUCACUUACCUAUUAUUAAAAAAAAAAAAAAAAAAAAAGAAAAAAAUUUACAAAAAAAAAAAAA
Mucor mucedo is the source of this 2419-nucleotide messenger RNA. RefSeq names its product G subunit of NADH dehydrogenase. The record is from RefSeq and is a predicted model, not a curated record. Lineage: Eukaryota; Fungi; Mucoromycota; Mucoromycetes; Mucorales; Mucoraceae. The transcript has 4 exons. Gene Ontology annotation, cellular component: membrane. Bases 130 to 2328 code for a protein of 732 amino acids. Gene Ontology annotation, molecular function: iron-sulfur cluster binding; NADH dehydrogenase (ubiquinone) activity. Gene Ontology annotation, biological process: ATP synthesis coupled electron transport.